ACUCAGAACUGGGUGUCCAUCAGAAUAUUUUGCUGGUCUGUAGAUUCCCUUAAGACACACUGCUGACAUCAUGGUCUCCUUUCUCAGAUUCCUCUCUCUCUCUCUCUCUCACUUUCUCUCCUUCCCUCCCUCCCUCCCUCCCUCCCUCCUUUCCCGUUCCUCCCUCCCUCCGCCCAAUCUCUCCCAAUCUCUUUCUUUCUCUCUUCAGUUCCUUCAGGUAAAUCCUACUCCGACUUGUACCAACUUGUUUUUGACCGACUGUGCACAGCCAGAGCGUUUUCUUCAUUCUGCGAGAACCUGAAGACCUAGGCUUCCCAAGGCGACCUGCGUGAAAGGCUCAUCUCCUCGCCUUUUCGUAACCUCACAUCUAGCCAGGCGCCUGCAUUCACCAGUCCUCGCAGUACAGAGGAGGUAAUAUUCAACCUGCCCUUUGAAGAACAGGUGGAAUUUGACGGAGAAGGAAAGAGCAGGACGAGCACCCUCAGGAAGGAGCAGCUGCUGGUCAUGGAGCCAUGAACACAUUGAGCAGUCGGGAAAAGGAAGUAGAAGAAUCCCAUGGUAGCCAGGUGGGCGAAGGGGAGCGAGGACGAUACACCUGCUUUGAAGAAGCCGCCAUUUGACCUGCCGAGUGAGUGACCAGGUGGUCCCAAAGCCUGACCAUGGACCCGAUUAACAUCAGCAUGGCCAGUGCUCCCCUGGUGAAGCACACUGCUGGAGCUGGCCUCAAGACCAGCAGACCCCGAGUCAUGUCCAAGAGUGGACACAGCAACGUGAGAAUCGACAAAGUGGAUGGCAUAUACCUGCUCUACCUCCAAGACUUGUGGACCACCGUCAUCGACAUGAAGUGGAGAUACAAGCUCACCCUGUUUGCUGCCACGUUCGUGAUGACCUGGUUCCUUUUUGGUGUGAUCUACUAUGCCAUUGCCUUCAUUCAUGGGGACUUAGAACCCAGUGAGCACACUUCAAAUCACACCCCCUGCAUCAUGAAAGUAGACUCCCUCACGGGGGCAUUUCUCUUUUCCCUGGAAUCCCAGACAACCAUCGGCUAUGGAGUCCGUUCCAUCACGGAGGAAUGCCCUCAUGCCAUCUUCCUCUUGGUGGCUCAGCUGGUCAUCACCACCUUGAUUGAGAUCUUCAUCACGGGCACCUUCCUGGCCAAAAUCGCGAGACCCAAAAAGCGGGCGGAGACCAUCAAGUUCAGCCACUGUGCCGUCAUCACCAAGCAGAAUGGGAAGCUGUGCUUGGUGAUCCAGGUGGCCAACAUGAGGAAGAGUCUCCUGAUUCAGUGCCAGCUCUCGGGAAAGCUCCUCCAGACCCACGUCACCAAGGAGGGGGAGCGAAUCCUCCUCAACCAGGCCACCGUCAAAUUCCACGUGGACUCCUCUUCCGAGAGCCCCUUCCUCAUCUUGCCCAUGACAUUCUACCACGUGCUGGAUGAGACGAGCCCCCUGAGAGAUCUCACCCCCCAAAACCUUAAGGAGAAGGAGUUUGAGCUGGUGGUUCUCCUCAAUGCCACGGUGGAGUCCACCAGCGCUGUUUGCCAGAGCCGCACGUCUUACAUCCCAGAGGAGAUCUACUGGGGUUUUGAGUUUGUGCCUGUGGUUUCUCUCUCAAAAACCGGCAAGUAUGUGGCUGAUUUCAGUCAGUUCGAACAGAUCCGGAAGAGCCCAGAUUGCACCUUUUACUGCACGGAUUCUGAGAAGCAGAAACUUGAGGAGAAGUACAGGCAGGAAGAUCAGAGGGAAAGAGAGCUGAGAACGCUUUUGUUGCAACAGAGCAACGUCUGACGGCAGUGGUGUCGCCUCGACUUAACUCUGAGCUGCUUCCGCAGCUGAGCUCCCUUCAAACCCAGAGGCCACCGGGAAAACAAAAAUGUGUGGACGCACUCUGAAAAACCGCACAGAUGUACAGACCUGUUCCUUUGAUCUGGUGUCUAAACAAGCAUUCCACCUCUGGGAGGGUUCCUUUUUUAAAUGCUUUGUGUGAAGCAAACUCCCCAAAUUCAAAUUUUCUAAAAGGGGGCUGCAUUUCCAAGAACUUGGUGGAGGCUACUUGAAACAAUCUGGAUGGACAGAUAUUUCGCAAUGCUGAUAUUGAAAGGAAAUGCAUUUCCAUACAAGGAUGUCAGCUAUAAUAAAAUGUAUUUAUUCAAUCCAAGUAUCAAAGACGAGAUGGCCGAGAGCUGAAACGUGGCUCAGUAUCCACUUAUAUCAUUGCUCUAAAACACACUCAUUUUUUCAAGCAGAGAAAAAGGUAUUUAUAAUGAAGGCUGUCUGGUAAUACAUAAAAAGGGGCAAAGGGACUCUGUACUCACAAAAUAUAAUAAUUCUGUUUUUACCUUUUUCGGUGAAUGUAAUUGUACAGAGUGACAUCAGGAAUGCAUCGUUGUGAAUACAUGUACAGAUGGAGCUGAUGUGAUUGUUCACACUAAUUUGUUUUUGUUGGAAUGUACUAGCCCCUUUCUAUUCAAAAUGGGUUCACAGACCAGCAGUAUCAACAGCAUCCAGGAGCUUAUUAGUAAUUUAGCCCCACCUGGACUUAGAGAAUCAGAGGCUGUAUCUUAACAGGACCCCCACAAGUCAUUCAUGUAAAGAUGAAAGUUUUAAAACUUCACUCUGGACAAUGUUUUCAAAGUAACUUUCUGAAGCCAGGGGACUCUGUGGGUCCCAGGUCCCCAGUUCUUUAUUAUGGACAAAUAUUCCUUUCAGUGAUUUCAUUCCUUAUUAAAAUACCUUGUCAGCAAAGGAACUGCCACAGGUAUUUCAAGAACAGAAUGACACUGUUGAGAGUAAUGGUUGUCUCUCUCAAGCUAAGUACAUGCUUGUUGAUUACAGUGAACACAAAAGAAACAUUCAGCUCCAUAACAAUCGGAAAUGUGCUCCUAUAUUGAAGUCCAGUCCGUGAGGUUGGAUGGGACUCCUAGGAACUAGUGGAGCUGAGGAUAAGGAAUUCAAACACAGACGAUUCCUUGACGCAUGAACAAAAUUUGAUACUCUGAUAACAUGUAAAGGAUGCCCUCAGUAAUGAAAUAAAUCUCAUACAACUCAGUGUGACACAGGUAAUGUUUGGAUUUUGGCAGAAUUUAGAGCGUUUAUUUGGGGCAGAGAAUAAAUGGGCUAGGAUUGGCUAAAUGUGAAAAAGGUGAAUUCUCAUUUCAUUCAAACCAGGACAGAUUUGUACAUUCACUCAAGAAGAAUGUGACUUUGAGUGUGUAGACACGGCAUGGACGUACACAUGAGCCCACAUAUAUGGAUACACUGACCUGACCUGCGAGCGCGCACACCACAUGCACGCACACACACAGAGGCGUGCUCGUCCUGGCUCUUCCACCACAAUUGUGGAAAUUAUCCAUGAAGACAUUUGUGAUUAAAAGAGCAAGUCCUGGACAAGGGUGCUCAUGUAUAUUUUGUUCCAUAAGAAUGGGAACACUGGGGCAAGUAAUCUGGAUUCAGAUUAUCUGUGAAAUGGUGUCAUAUCAUGAUGUUCCCACAUUUCAAGUCUCCUUCCGUUAAACAGAAAAUGUGGCUAAAACCUCUGACCCAGAACUGAACCUUUAAUGCAGCUGUAAAAAUCAUGGGGUUGAAGCUUUAAAAGUUUAAAAUACAAUCUCCGUGCACAGGAAGUUAUUGUCUUCAAUUAUUCAGGAAGUUUUUUCUUUUUCUUUUUCUGUUGAUCAUUUUAUGGCAGGUUGUUUUAGAUCUUCAUUCUCUUUUUAAAAAAUCACAUGAGGACUUCCUUGGUGGCGCAGUGGUUAAGAACCCACCUGCCAAUGCAGGGCACACAGGUUCGAGCCCUAGUCCGGGAAGAUCACACAUGCUGCGGAGCAACUAAGCCACAACUACUGAAGCCCGCACGCCUAGAGCCCGUGCUCCACAACAAAGUGAAGCCACCGCAAUGAGAAGCCCACGCACUGCAGAGAAGAGUAGCCCCUGCUCACCGCAGCUAGAGAAAGCCCACGCGCAGCAACGAAGACGCAACACAGCCAAAAAUUAAUUAAUUAAUUAAUUUUUUAAAAUCACAUUAAUGUAGUUAGAUAUUAGUCGUUUUAGUUAUUAAAGCUUUUUUUUAUUGUAUAACGUGGUAAAAUUGACAGGAAAAUAAUGCCCUGGCAUGUUUACAGUUUUUCUCUUGCACUCUUACGUUUUUUCACAGUAUUUACAUCAGUGCUAAUUUGAA
Messenger RNA from Eubalaena glacialis (North Atlantic right whale), 4176 nucleotides. It is a transcript of the gene KCNJ15, whose product is annotated as potassium inwardly rectifying channel subfamily J member 15. Lineage: Eukaryota; Metazoa; Chordata; Mammalia; Artiodactyla; Balaenidae. Gene Ontology annotation, biological process: potassium ion import across plasma membrane; regulation of monoatomic ion transmembrane transport. Bases 660 to 1787 code for a protein of 375 amino acids. Gene Ontology annotation, molecular function: inward rectifier potassium channel activity. The transcript has 4 exons. Gene Ontology annotation, cellular component: plasma membrane. The record is from RefSeq and is a predicted model, not a curated record.